This is a messenger RNA of Nelumbo nucifera (sacred lotus), 1299 nucleotides long. The record is from RefSeq and is a predicted model, not a curated record. NCBI's taxonomy places the organism in Eukaryota, Viridiplantae, Streptophyta, Magnoliopsida, Proteales, Nelumbonaceae.
AUGGGGAAUGCCGGGUCUAGGGAAAAACCUGUUGCCGUUUUAUUUUUGGUCGCUGUGUUUGUAGUUUUAGCAAUGGUUCUGCGACGUAAACCUGAUAUCUUAAAUAGCAUAUUGCCAGUACUGAGGGAGAAUGUCAAGUAUCAAGGGCAAGAUAAAUUUCCACUUCUUGUAUGGAUGAUUGUUCAGGCUUGUCAAGGAGACUUGGUUGUAGGAAUGUUUGCAUGGGUACAUAACCUCUUGCCUAUAGUCAAUGAAAAAAACUGUAAUCCACAAUCCAGAGAUUUGAUCUUGCAGUUAGUUGAAAGAAUUUUGUCUGCCCCCAAAGCUCGGUCUAUUUUAUUGAAUGGUGCUGUCAGAAAAGGGGAGCGGUGGGUGCCACCUUCAGCUUUUGAGAUGUUGAUGCAAAGCACUUUCCCUGCUCCUUCAGCUCGAGUUAAUGAUACUGAAAGGUUUGAGACAAUAUAUCCCUCCUUGAAGGAGCUGGGACUUUCUGGUGCCCCUGGAAGUAAAGCAAUGAAGCAAGUUUCUCAGCAAAUACUCAGUAUUGCAGUUCAAGCAUCAGGGGAAAGCACUUCUGAACUAUCCAAAGAAGCAGCUGCUGUAUCUGAGUGUUUGACUCGAGACCCUGAUUGCUACAAAAUCUGGGACAAGAUUUACCUGGAUAACAUAGAGGCGAGUGUUGUCAUGCUGCAAAAGCUGUCUGAUGAAUGGAAGGAGCAUUCUAUUAAACAUUCUUCUCUUGAUCCAUUGAAGGAGACUCUCAAGAGUUUCAGACUGAAGAAUGUGAAAGUUUUGGCUAGUGGAGGGGAUACUGGUGAGCAAGCUUCCAUCAAGGACGCUGACAAGUACUGUAAGUCAAUCUUGGGAAGAAUAUCACGUGGCCAUGGCUGCUUGAAGAGUAUGGUGGUGAUUGGGGGAGUUGCUUUGGCUGUGGCCAUCAUGUCCCCAAGCAUGGAGUUCUGGGAUCUGAGCAAGCUACCUGUAAUAUUCAGUGCUCCAGAAUCCAUCUCAGCAAGUUGGUGGCUAAUGGUGAAUGACAGUAACAAGACUUUCACAACAUUCGGCAUAGGAAAUGUUGGGGAUGACUGUCGACAAGAUGUGCUUGCUCUUCAAGUGAUUUCAGUACUCAGAGAUAUUUUUGAAGCAGUUGGACUUAAUCGCUACUUGUUUCCCUAUGGCGUUCUUCCAACUGGUCCAGACUCCAAAGAGGGGCAUAAUCGAGGUAAACUUGUUUCCCCCACUUUAUUGAUGUGUGUCCAGGGACUGGUGGAGGAAGAGAGUGAUGAAGAUAGUGAAUAG